Messenger RNA from Trichoderma virens Gv29-8, 1074 nucleotides. RefSeq lists its product as uncharacterized. The transcript is spliced from 6 exons. Bases 1 to 1074 code for a protein of 357 amino acids. NCBI's taxonomy places the organism in Eukaryota, Fungi, Ascomycota, Sordariomycetes, Hypocreales, Hypocreaceae. The record is from RefSeq and is a predicted model, not a curated record.
AUGGAGUCCAGACAGACAGAACUUUGGGUCGUGCUGUUUGUUACCUUUGCCGCUGCCGUAAUCAUCACAAUACUUCGUCUGCUGAGUCGAAGACUCAAGAGGGUUCCACUCUCGUGGGAUGAUUACUUUGCACUCUGCGGGUUUGGCGUUUCGAUUGGUUGGAUAAUCAUUAUUCCCUACUGGGUCAACCACGGCCUCGGACUCCACAUCGCCGAUAUAGUUGCUACCAAGGACGUAACGUUGGAAGAUGCGUUAUUCGAAGGAGAACUACUGCUCUUCAUCGCCGAGCUUUUCUACGCCUUCGGUCUGUUCCUCGCCAAAGUUUCCAUCUUGAGUCUGUACUGGCGCAUGUUCAGCGUCACGAAUAUCAGACUUCCGAUUCAAAUUCUAUUUGCAUGUUCUUUAGUUUGGAUUAUCUUCCGAACUUUUAUGGGUAUCUUUCACUGCGUUCCUGUCGAGGCAUUCUGGGAUUCCAAUGCCGCCGGGUACUGUGCCAUUGAGGACAAGAAGUUCUUCUUUGGUACUACUCUGGUCCACGCUGUCAUCGACAUUGCUAUUUUGAUCUUGCCUAUGUGGCAGAUUUCACAGCUACAGCUGCCCAUGCUGCAAAAGGGUGGCAUUAUGGUCAUGUUUACUUUUGGCUUUUUCAUUUGUGCGGCCGCUAUCAGGUUGAUUGUGGCCGCUAGAGUGUUCGACGGUACAUCGCCCGAUCUGACGUGGAACAUCUGCGAUAUUGUGAUUUGGGCAACAGUGGAGGUCAACCUGAUCAAUGUUUCUGCUUCGCUUCCUACGAUUCGACCGGCCUGCAUGUACAUCUUUACCUGCACACACCCACGAACACGGACCGAAGCCAGCUUAGGCAGUUACCCAAACACCUACGGUCGAAGCCAAACCAAGCGGUCAAUCCGGCUCGACCCCAUCGGUAAGUCAUCCCUCAACGAUGAAUCCAGCUCGACACACCAUCUCGCCGACUUAGACGACGGCGGUGGUCGCUGCUCAGUAUCCGACUUUGAAAGUCACGCAUUCCAUCGUCUGCGACCGGCCGGCAACAAGUAUACUUCGACUGUUACAUGA